Messenger RNA from Myotis myotis, 2926 nucleotides. RefSeq names its product inter-alpha-trypsin inhibitor heavy chain H3-like. The coding region runs from base 16 to 2610 and encodes 864 amino acids. Gene Ontology annotation, biological process: hyaluronan metabolic process. The record is from RefSeq and is a predicted model, not a curated record. Gene Ontology annotation, molecular function: serine-type endopeptidase inhibitor activity. The transcript is spliced from 21 exons. NCBI's taxonomy places the organism in Eukaryota, Metazoa, Chordata, Mammalia, Chiroptera, Vespertilionidae.
CAACUGAGCAGGGGGAUGGAGGAGGCCACCAGGCUUCCCACACAGAAGGCUGAUGACAUUGAGGUCUACAGUACCAAGGUCAGCUGCAAGGUGACCUCCCGCUUUGCUCACAAUGUUGUCACCACGAGGGCCGUCAACCGCGCAGAUGCCGCCAAGGAGGUUUCCUUUGACGUGGAGCUGCCCAAGACCGCUUUCAUCACCAACUUCACGCUGACCAUCGACGGUGUUACCUACCCUGGUAAUGUCAAGGAGAAGGAAGUUGCCAAGAAGCAGUAUGAAAAGGCUGUGUCCCAGGGCAAGACAGCUGGAUUGGUCAAGGCCUCUGGGCGGAAGUUGGAGAAAUUCACGGUGUCAGUCAAUGUGGCUGCGGGCAGCAAGGUCACGUUUGAGCUGACCUACGAAGAGCUGCUGAAGAGGAACAAGGGCAAGUACGAGAUGUAUCUUAAGGUCCAGCCCAAACAACUGGUCAAGGACUUUGAGAUCGAGGUAGAUAUCUUCGAGCCCCAGGGCAUUAGCAUGCUGGAUGCUCAGGCCUCAUUCAUCACCAAUGACCUCCUGGGAAGCGCCCUCAGCAAGUCCUUCUCAGGGAAAAAGGGCCAUGUGUCCUUCAAGCCCAGCUUGGACCAACAGCGUUCAUGCCCAACCUGUGGAGACACCCUCCUCAACGGAGACUUCAUCAUAACCUACGAUGUGAACAGAGAGUCUCCAGCCAACGUGCAGAUAGUCAAUGGCUACUUUGUGCACUUCUUUGCACCUCAAGGCCUUCCUGUGGUGCCUAAGAAUGUGGUCUUCGUGAUUGAUAUCAGCGGCUCCAUGUAUGGCCGGAAAAUAGAGCAGACAAGGGAUGCCCUCCUCAAAAUCCUGGAGGAUAUAAAAGAGGAGGACUACCUGAAUUUCAUCCUGUUCGAUUCCGAUGUGACCACUUGGAAAGACACUUUAGUUCAAGCCACUCCUGAGAACAUCCAGGAGGCCAGGGAGUUUGUGAAGAACAUUAGAGAUCGAGGAAUGACCAACAUCAACGACGGGCUGCUGACAGGCAUCAGCAUGCUGAACAAGGCCCGGGAGGAGCACACAGUGCCAGAGAGGAGCACCUCCAUUGUCAUCAUGCUGACGGAUGGGGACGCCAAUGUUGGUGAAAGCAGACCCGCUAAAAUACAGGAGAACGUGCUGAGUGCCAUUGGAGGCAGGUUCCCCUUAUAUAACUUGGGCUUUGGCAACAAUCUGAAUUAUAACUUCCUGGAAAGCUUGGCCCUGGAGAACGAUGGGUUCGCCCGGCGCAUUUAUGAGGAUUCCGAUGCCAACUUGCAGCUGCAGGGCUUCUAUGAGGAGGUGGCCAACCCGUUGCUGACCUCAGUGGAGGUGGAGUACCCUGAAAACGCUAUCCUGGACCUGACCCGGAACACUUACCAGCACUUCUAUGAUGGCUCUGAGAUUGUGGUGGCUGGGCGCCUGGUGGACGAGGACAUGAACAACUUUAAGGCAGAUGUGAAGGGCCACGGGGCACUCACUGACCUGACCUUCACGGAAGAGGUGGACUUGAAGGAGAUGGAGAAGGCCCUGCAGGAGCAGGACUACAUUUUCGGGAGCUACAUCGAGCGGCUCUGGGCCUACCUCACCAUUGAGCAGCUGCUGGACAAACGCAAGAAUGCCCAUGGAAGUGAGAAGGAGAACCUCACUGCCCAGGCCCUGGACCUGUCCCUCAAGUACCACUUUGUGACUCCACUGACCUCCAUGGUGGUGACCAAGCCUGAGGACAGUGACAACCAGAUGGCUAUUGCUGACAAGCCUGGCGAAGGUGGACACGGGCCAGAGGAAUCAGUGACUGCCGCCAUAGCUUACCAGACCAGCUACCAGCCUCCUUCUUCACCCUACUAUUAUGUGGACGGAGACCCCCACUUCAUCAUCCAAGUCCGAGGGAAAAAGGAUGCCAUCUGCUUCAACAUUGAUGAAGAGCCAGGCACAGUGCUGCGCCUCAUUCAGGACCCCAUUACAGGCUUAACAGUAAAUGGGCAGAUCAUUGGUGACCAGGGAAACAGCUCUAACUCUAAGAACAGAAAGACUUACCUUGGCAAAGUGGGCAUUGUCAAUUCUCCGAUGGACUUGCGGAUUGAGGUGACCACAGAGAAGAUUACCCUGCACAAUGGGGCUGCACAGAGUACUUUCAGCUGGCUGGACACAGUCACGGUCACCUCGGAAAGGUUCUCUGUGAAGAUCAACAGGGAGGCUACGGUGGUCUCCUUUGGAAAAGGGAUUACCUUUAAGGUGAUUCUGCACCAGGUGUGGAAGAAACAUCACAUCCACCUUCACUUUCUGGGCUUCUACGUGCUGGACAGUGACAAGAUGUCAACAAAGUCACACGGGCUGCUGGGACAAUUCUUCCGCCCCCUUGCUUUUCAAGUGUCUGACCUCAACCCAGGCAAUGACCCCUCCAAGAUACAUGCCACAAUGCUGGUGAAGAAACAUCGGCUGGCAGUCACCAGGGGCUACCAGAAAGACUACAGGAAGGACGUCCAUAAUGGCACACAGGUGGGCUGCUGGUUCGUCCACAACAACGGCCAAGGGGUGAUUGAUGGGGUCCACAGCGACUACAUCGUCUCUGACCUGUUCUGAGUGGCUGGCCCAGCUCGCCUGGCAUCUGGAGCAGGGGCACAGAGCCAGGCCUGAGGGAGGGCUGUGACAAUAGAGGACACGGUGGAAACCAGACCGCUGCCAGCCUGUGCAUGCCUCUCUCAGGCCUUGCUCUGGGGAACACCAGCUGGGACCUGAGGCAGCUCAAAGGAAGGACUGGCUCCUGGGAAGGCAACAUCCUGGGCCUCCCCAGCAAUGCGGCUGAAGGACAGGGCUGGUUGGCAUCACAGUUUGGCAAGUCAAGUGCAUGAUGAAAAAAAUAAAAUAAAAAAUUGACUCUGGAGCAAAGAGUCUCUGA